Ectocarpus sp. CCAP 1310/34 is the source of this 575-nucleotide messenger RNA. The record is from the annotation of a GenBank genome assembly. Lineage: Eukaryota; Phaeophyceae; Ectocarpales; Ectocarpaceae.
AUGCGGCGAUUCUUGCGCAUGCUGCGAGCCCGGUCCUCCUGCAACUCCUGCUCCUGCUGGUGUAGGAUCGGCGCCGUCAGUUGUCAAGGGGUAUCCCCAGGUGUACUCUUCCGCUGCGGUCGCGCAACCUCCCCCCCCUGCGUACGAGGGUCCUGGCAACAUUCCGCCCCCCGGAGUCCAAGCGUACCCGGCGGCUGCAGCAACUGCGGCUCCUCCCGCAUACGAGGGCCCAGCGCGCAACCAGUAUCCCGCGCCUGCAUGAGUGCUGGCGGUUGUACGGUAGCGGUGUAGGCGAACGUUUCGCCGUCGCGUCUAUGUUAUGUGACUAAUGUACUUUUCCGAGCAAGCGCUUAUUCAUAGCCUCGCAGAUGGUGGUUGCAUCGAUAUCUACCUACAAGGCAUGAGCGUAGCUGUGCGGUUUACACGGAUUACUUCAUGCUGUGUUGUCCAACUUUGAGUAUGUGUACGCAGGUUUCGUCAUCUGCAUUCUCUAUUAUUUCUGGACAUGUCGGCUGGCAUAGACAGGCCAAAGGUGGUCGACUACAAGGUAGGGUAGCAAAGGCUCGUAAGAGGGU